CCGGGGCGGUGCGUGCUCAAGGCGAUGGCGUUCCAGUAGCAACGGCGGCGGCGGCAGCAGCGGUUUCCCUCCUUCCCACCUCUUCCGUCGUCGGGACCGGGUGGCGCGGCCAUGGCCAGGGGCCAGGCGGCCGCGGCCACGGCUGUGAGCGGCGGGAGGCGGGCGCUGCUGCUGCUGCGGCCGCGCGGUGCGGACGGCGCCCUCCCGCCCGCCGCUGCCGCCGCCGCCGCCUCACGUGACGGCCGCGCGCCCCCCUCCCCCGCGCGCCGUUGCCUCGGCGACUGGCAGCGCCCGGCCGCGCCGCCGGGCUCCGGGGCGGCCGUUACGGCCGUUAACGGCAGCGCGGGGUGGGGCGGGCGCGUGAGCCGCCGCCGCUGCGGCGGGGAGCGGGAUGUAAGCAUCUCUGCAUCAUCAUCUUUACCAAGCAAAGGGAAUAUUUCCUUAUUGGGAAAUAGGAAGCUUUUUUUUGACACUCAUGCGCUGGUAUGCCUCUUGGAAGAAAAUGGUUUCACUACUCAGCAGUCGGAGGUCAUUGUAUCUGCAUUAGUGAAAAUUAUGAACACCAACCUGGAUAUGAUUUACAAGGACAUGGUCACCAAAGUACAGCAGGAAAUUGCACUUCAGCAAGUAAUGUCCCAUAUUGGUGGUGUGAAAAAGGACAUGAUUAUUUUGGAAAAAAGUGAAUUUUCAGCACUUCGUUCAGAAAAUGAGAAAAUAAAACUUGAACUCCAGCAGAUAAAGAAGCAAGUCAUGGAUGAAAUUACCAAAGUUCGUGCAGAUAACAAGUUAAACCUAAACCUAGAGAAGAGCAGAGUAAAAGAAUUGUACUCACUUAAUGAAAGAAAACUACUUGAAAUGAGGACAGAAAUAGUGGAAUUGCAUGCACAACAAGAUCGAGCUUUGACCCAAACAGACCGAAAAAUAGACACAGAAGUUGCAGACCUGAAAACGAUGCUCGAAUCGCACAAACUUGAUAAUAUUAAGUACUUAGCAGGUUCAGUAUUUACAUGCCUUACUGUAGCACUGGGAUUUUAUCGUUUAUGGAUAUAAUAAAACAUCAAUGUAAAGGGACUUCUACUGUCUCGUUUUCUGAAAAAAAAAAAAAGAAGUUUUAUCUUUGCCUGGACUUUAACCAAGUCUUGACUGUUUUAUUUAUUUUUUUUGUAAAGCAGACUGUAUUGAGAAUGUAACCAAAGAUGUGCCUAGAAACAAACUGUACACAUAUAGUGCAUAUUUUGAAACUUACCUCCGAUGAAAGCAUGGUAUGCGCUUUUCUGCCAUUUCCCUCCAUUCUGAACUGCAAUACACCUUGCUGCUACAAUGCAUCAUGUAAGUGAAGACUGGCAUUCGUACCAAUGGCAUGGGGCUGCGUGCUAUAGAGAAGAAUCUACAGAAUUAUGUUCCCUUGCCUAUUCAGACAUGCUUGCCAGAGUCAGUUGCAUGUAUCAGACUGAAGUUUUGAUGAUUAAUGUAAAACUGAAACUACAUGUUUUGUGGCUUGGAGGCACUCUUGUUUAAGUAGAAUUUGUGUUAACUGAAUCAUGCUUGCUUACUUCCCUCCUUCUAACACUUGUUCAUACAGUUACUAUGAUCAAAUAUUUGUUUUUCUAUUUUUAUAACAUAGUUAUCAGCUUGUUUUCCAGAUGGCCAUCCAAUCAGUCAUCUGUCAUGAAAGAGUACUGUGUAAUGACAGCAGUGUUUGUUUGCUGCUAGUUUUCUUUGUAAUAUAUUUGUAGAGGUUUUUGUGACUAACUUGCCUUUGGUACAUAUAAGUAUCUGAUACUCAUUCCAUAUGCUAAUAGUUAACUUGACCACUGUAACUGGAAGGUUGAAAGGCAGUAAAAUACACUAGUUGUGUUAAUUUACAGUUAAGUGAUACAAAGUGUCUCUGGUGCUGCCUUCCUGAUGGAAGGGAAUUGAUGCUUCUAGCAAGGAAAGAGAUUUUGAAUGGUGGUUAUGAAGCAAGAGACCUGCAAUACUGACAGUCUUCUGGGGUUUUUGUUGUUUUACUUUAAAAAAUAAAAAUAAAAAAAUCCUGUUGAUUCUUCAGAUGUGGAACUUUGAUGGUGAUUAUAAUAAUGAAAGCAGUAAUGGAGACCAGCGAGGAUGUUUAAUACAGUUCUGAGCAAGCCCAUGUAAGUGCAACUGAAAGCAAUGAAGGCAGCCGUUCAGUGCAUCCAGAUAGCUGUCAUUCUUCCACUGAUGAAACGACUGCUUUAGUAGCAGAGCUGCCGUCUAUGUUCCUUCAGUUAAGGGAAAUUUCCCUUUCUUGCUUGGCCUCAGGAGGAGAGAACAAUCUAUGCACUGGUAAUAAAUGCUGUUAGAGCACAAUCACAGCUUUGCUUAAGGAAAGUAAAGCUGUUUGGCUACUUUGUGCCUGUACUGUAAUAACCAUUUAACGUUUUUGGUGGUUGGGAGUGCCAACUUUAAUCAUAUGCAAGUGCGGAGCAGGAGAUGAAUGUCUGUAACAAUACUAUACUGGCCGGAAAUAAAGAAUUUUGAAUAUUUCAUAGAA
This is a messenger RNA of Aquila chrysaetos chrysaetos, 2515 nucleotides long. RefSeq names its product mitochondrial calcium uniporter regulator 1 (gene MCUR1). Gene Ontology annotation, biological process: calcium import into the mitochondrion; positive regulation of mitochondrial calcium ion concentration. The record is from RefSeq and is a predicted model, not a curated record. NCBI's taxonomy places the organism in Eukaryota, Metazoa, Chordata, Aves, Accipitriformes, Accipitridae. The transcript is spliced from 9 exons. The coding region runs from base 112 to 1050 and encodes 312 amino acids. Gene Ontology annotation, cellular component: mitochondrial inner membrane; mitochondrion.